This is a messenger RNA of Zootoca vivipara (common lizard), 5519 nucleotides long. RefSeq names its product zinc finger protein RFP. The record is from RefSeq and is a predicted model, not a curated record. Gene Ontology annotation, molecular function: protein binding; zinc ion binding. NCBI's taxonomy places the organism in Eukaryota, Metazoa, Chordata, Lepidosauria, Squamata, Lacertidae.
ACUGCUAAUCAUGCUGCUUUAAAUGUGCAUUUCAUAUUUGACUUCCUUUAGCAAUGCUUUCUUUUGAAAUGUUUUAAAUUUUUCGUUAACUCUGCUGCAUUAAAUGCGCUCUGUAAUUGACCUUCGCAAUGUUUUCUUUGGACAUCUUUAAGAUGAUAUUUUAGUCGCCUGCUGAUUAUUUUGCUUUGAAUGUAUACACAGAGGAGGGGGGCAUAUAGGUGGGAGGAGCUUAAGAGGUUCAGAUUCAUUCACUGGCUUUCAGUGUGAUUUGAGGAUGUUGUGAAGUUCAUAACAACACAAAAUUUUCACUUAUCUCCAGCUGUCAUCGGAAAAUGCCUGCCUAAAUGAGCAGUCAGCCACGAACAAUUUCCCUAUUGUGUUUUUUUUUUAAAAAAAAAUUUCAUGUAAGACUCCGGAGAGAUCUUGCGUCAUCUCCUUCCUGCAAAGGAAACACGCCCAGUUGCUGGCAGGCAAGAAAGAAAACGAAAGCAACUCUCUUUUCCUGGGGAAGCAGCAGCCAUGGCUGCUUCUGCGGGUCCCGUGCAGGAUCUCUUCGAGGAAGCCACUUGCUCCAUCUGCCUGGAGUAUUUCAAGGAUCCAGUGAUCAUCCCGGAGUGCGGGCACAACUUCUGCCAGCCCUGCCUGAACCAGUAUUGGGAGAAAUCCGAAGGAGAGGCUUCCUGCCCUGAGUGCAGGAUAACACUUCAGCACAAGAACCUCAUCCCCAAUCGGUCGCUGGCAAAUGUUGCAGAAAAAGCCAAGAUGCUCCGUGGGGAUUUCUAUGGAAGAAAGCGGGAGGAACGAAAGGAAAGAGUCUGCGAGAAGCACAAGGAGGCCCUGAAGUGCUUCUGCAAGGAGGACGAAAGCCCCAUCUGUCUGGUGUGUGAAAGAUCCAAGGAGCACAAAAGCCACGAGGUGGUUCCGCUAGAGGAGGUGUCCCAGGAGUACAAGAACCAGAUCUGUAGAUGCUUAGGCCAUCUGAGGUAGGAGAAGGAGAAGAUCGUGGCAUUUAAAAUGGACACUGAAGAGGAAAGCCAAGACCUGCUCAAUCAAAUGAAAGCAGAGAUGGAAAAGACAAUGGCUGAGUUCAGAAGUCUACACCAGUUUUUGGAAGAACAAGAAAAGCGUCUUCUGUUCCAGAUGGCAGAGGUGGAGAAGGAGAUCGACAAGAAAAGGGAGCAGCACCUAGCCAGACUCUCUGGGGAACUCUCCUCUCUUGACAGCCUCAUCUGGGAGAUGGAGGAGAAGCUUCAGGAACCAGCGAGUGAACUCCUGCAGGACAUUGGAAGCUUCUUGCAGAGGUAUCAGGAGAAGUUUGAGGAUCCCCCUGUGGCUUUUCCUCCUGCCCUGAAGUGGAGGAUUUGGGACUUCUGCGAUAUAAAUCCCUUUCUGGAUGGUGUCAUGAAGCAGUUCAGAGAAUCUCUGGGAUCUGGAUUUCAGCUGCAGCAAGAAAACGUAACUCUGGAUCCGGACACAGCCCAUCCCCGCCUCAUCCUGUCUGAGGAUCGUAAGAGAGUGAGAUUUGGCGAUGAGGAUCAAGAUCUGUCCGACAAUUGCGAGAGAUUCGACAAGCAUCCCUAUGUGCUGGGACGUGAGGCGUUCACAGGAGGAAGACAUUUCUGGGAGGUCGUUGUGGGGAGUGAGGUGGGCUGGGCUGUGGGGGUGGCCAGGAAGUCUGUGAAGAGGAAGGGUCAGAUCACAUUCGGUCCUGAGGAAGGGGUCUGGGGUCUGGGGAAGUGGUCAGGCGAAUACAAGGCCGCCUCCCACACCUCCCACACUGCUAUGACCCUCCGCGAGGAGCCUGAGAGGAUCCGAGUGACCCUGAACUGUGAAGGGGGACGGGUGUCCUUUUACGAUGCAGAUACGGCAGCCCUCCUCUACACAUUCUCUGCAGCCCCCUUCUCAGGAGAGACCCUCCUGCCUUUGUUUUGGGUGCCCCGUAAAGCCCACCUGACACUCUCUGCCUGGUUGGAUGGGGGACAAUAUUAUCUCACAAGAGUUAUUUCUUCCUUCUCUAGUCCGUUGCUAUCCUGCUGUUCUCUUAACAGGGCCCGCAAGCUACAUCCUUUAGCAACGGGGCUUAGAGGGUCUCUGCCCACCAUGGCCUCAGCUCAGCCGUCCGCUUACAUAGUGGAGGAAGCCAGGUGUCCCCUCUGCAAAGAGUAUUUCACAGAUCCUGUGAGCGUCAACUGCGGCCACAGCUUCUGUUGGGGUUGCAUCAAGGAGCACACGGUGAACUGGAACGUCCUGUGGACCUUGAGGUGCCCCGUCUGUAGCACCAUCCUCCAGAAAGGGAAGUUCCGGGCAAACUGGCAGCUGGCAAAUAUCGUGGAAAGGAUUAAACUCCUUCCACUGAAUUUGGGGGAGAGGGAGCUGUGCAAGAGCCACGGUGAAAAGCUCAGCCUGUUCUGCAAAGAGGACGAGAAAUUGGUGUGUGCGCUUUGUCGAGAAUCCGGAGAACAUUGGACACACACACUGCUUCCGCCGGAGGAGUCUGUCCAAGGUUACAAGGAUCGUCUCUACAGCUGCCUGGAGACUCUGAAGAAAGAGAGGGAGAAAGUUAUGUCGUACAAAGAAGACACAAAAAGGGAAAGCGAAGUCUUGCUUAAGCAAACAAAAGCGAAGAGGAAAAAGACGUUGCUUGAGUUCAGGCAGCUGCGCAAGUUCCUGGAGGAGCAAGAGAAGCUCAUGCUGGCCCAGCUGAAACAAGCAGAGAUGGAGAUCAGGUGGAAGAGAGACGAGCGCAUGGCCCAGCUGUCCGGCGAACUCUUUGCCCUUGAGUGCGUCCUCCGGGAGGUGGAGAAGAAGCGCCAGCAGACAGCCGGCGAGCUCCUGCAGGAUAUUAAAAGCUUCUUGCAGAGGUGUGAGGAAAAGGAGGCAUUCGAGAAUCCCGAGGCUUUUUCUCCUGAACUGAAGUGGAGGAUCUGGGACUUCUGCGAUAAAACCUCUUAUCUAGAGGGUGCCAUGAAGCAGUUCAAAGACACUCUGGUAUUUGGAGUCAAGGUGCAAGAAGGUAAAAUUUUGGCGGCUUUUGAGGGAAAACAUUUACGGGAGGUGAAUCUUGUGAGAGAACUUUCAUUGUCAUCUCAUGGUUCUGUCCUGGUGGCUCUGAAACCAUCCGUGGAAAAAAUCUGUCUCCUGGUUAAAGUGACUUCUCUUUCCUUCCCUCAUAACCCCACCGAAUCCCCAACAGAACAUAUAACUCUGGACCCAGACACAGCUCAUCCCAACCUCAUCCUGUCUGAGGAUCACAAAAGCUUGAGAUGGGGAGAUGAGUGCCAAGAGCGGCCGGACAACCCGGAGAGAUUCGACAAGACUCCUUUUGUGCUGGGACGCGAGGGGUUUACCUCAGGCAGACACUUCUGGGAAUUUGCUGUGGGAAGUGACGGAGGGUGGGCUGUGGGGGUCACCAGGAAAUCUCUGAGCAGAAAGGGUGUGCUGUCCUUGAAUUCGAAGGAAGGGAUUUGGGCUGUGGGGAAGCUGGGCAAUAGAUACUCUGCCACCAACAACCCCCACUAUUCUCCUCUGACCCUGAGCGGGGAGCUCAAGAGGAUCCGAGUUUUUCUGAACGUUGAAGGGGGUCGGGUGGCCUUUUUCGACGCUGACAGUGGAGUUCCCCUCUUCACAUUCUCCGGUGCCUCACUUUCUGGAGAGACACUUCUGCCUUUGGUUUUUCUCAGGGACAAAGCCCACCUCACUCUGUCACCUGGAGAUGGCUCCCUCACAGGCCAUGAUGAUAUCGCUCUGUUGGGAUCCUGAUAAUUAUUUGGUUCAAUGUGGGAACGUGCUCCUCAGGGCGCCUUCUUUAUAGGUCUGAGAGAACCAGGCCCCAGAUUCAAGGACAUCCACCCUUCGUGGGCCCAAGUAGUCCUAGUAGGAGAGAGAGAGCAGCUGUUACUUAGUGCUUAAUAAUAAUAAUAAACUAUUCUAUUUAAGACCCAGGACUCAUUCCAGGGUUUUGAGGACUCUUAAAGUAUCUGUGGUUAUGGCUGCUAUCUUUUUUUACCCAGACUGCAAUGUUCAAAGUUCUAGUUUGGGCAAAAAGCCACAGCAACACUGCCUCCAUCAAUUUGCUCCUUGAUGUACUUCAUGGUGGAACCAGGCUUGUAAAGACUUAAUUGAUGCUUUCCCCCAGGAGUGACUAUUAAUACCACAAAUUAAUUACAUUACUUUGAUUAAUUAUAUGUUGUUGUUGUUUAGUCAUUCAGUCGUGUCCGACUCUUUGUGACCCCAUGGACCAGAGCACGCCAGGCACUCCUGUCUUCCACUGCCUCCUGCAGUUUGGUAUAUAUUGGUCCAAAUACAGAACUGAAAAAGCCAACAUGAGCUUCCAUUCAUAGGCAAUCUGAGAAUUCCUGCUAUACCUUUAUUUCUUACAGUGGCAGUAAUUGCGCAUCAUGGUUGUUGAGAAGAUCCAUGUAUCUGUUCUCACCCCGAUCUUAAUUUCUAUUUUUCUUCUCUACCUGCCUACCUCACAAAACCUUUACAAGCUGUUAGUGAGAUGGAGUGGAAAGAAAACAUUCAUAGUUUCUAUGCAGGCAGACCAGCAUGACAUUCUAGGCAAAACACCUUUCUUCAAAGAGGCCUACUUAUUUGUUGUUUAAAGUAAACGGACCCCUGACCAUUAGGUCCAGUCGUGACCGACUCUGGGGUUGCGGCGCUCAUCUCACUCUUAUGGCCGAGGGAGCCGGCGUACAGCUUCCAGGUCAUGUGGCCAGAGUGACUAAGCCGCUUCUGGUGAACCAGAGCAGCGCACGGAAAUGCCGUUUACCUUCCCACCGGAGCGGUACCUAUUUACCUACUUGCACUUUGACGUGCUUUUGAACUGCUAGUUUGGCAGGAGCUGAGACCGAGCAACAGGAGCUCACCCCGUCGUGGGGAUUCGAACCACCGACCUUCUGAUCGGCAAGCCCUAGGCUCAGUGGUUUAAUCCACAGCGCCACACGCGUCUGUUUAGCAAGCACCAAAUGAGAUGUAGCCUAUGAGAGAAGGGGAUACCUAUUUUGAAGCAGGUAUAGCUAAAUCUGAUUGAUGCAAGGGAACAUUAUUUCACAGUGGGAGAAUACAUCCCUACUGGGCCCCCAGCAUGGCUGCUGUGGGUCCCUGGAUGUCCCUCCUGAUUUUCAUUUUUUUAAAAAUGUCUUGGGUUGGUUGGGGAGGUUUCUUGUUUCGGCAGGGAGCAUUAGCUAUUUUGGUCCGUGUUUUAUUUGUUCGGGGGGGGGGGUUAUAUAUGAAUAUUUUGCCUUGGGGGCGGUGAGCAGUACUGGUUUUUCCCCUGCGAAAUGGGUAUUUUUUGGUGCCAGCAACAGUUUCAUAGAUUUCUAACAGGUGAACCACAGCUGAGCAGAUCCAGAUAUUUACCUGCAGAGAGAACCUCUGAUUACUCCUUUGCAUAAUGUAUAAUAAACAUGUUUUGGUGAUGUUUUAAAUGUGUACAGAUGUUUACUUACAUUUAAAAAAAGGGUUCUCUUUGCAUGGUUUUUGUGUCACACUUCCACCUCACAAAAAUGUCGGUCUGG